UAUAUAUAUAUAUAUAUAUAUAUUACUCCUAUCUUUAGUAUUAUAUUGAGACAUUUAGGAUACCGCUAUGAAUUAACAUAAAAGGUUCAAACUCAUUUCCUACGAGACUGAAACAGAGCUCACUCCAAGGUAGCUGUGUUUAUGUAAGGGUAUACUUACUCUAAAAUCAAUUUUCAAAUAUUGACUGGUCCAUUAUAACAUAAAUUGAUGCCUUUCCUACAGUAACAAGUUAACACAGAAACUAAGAUCUUUUAAGUUUAAUUUUUGCUGUCAUCAAUGUGGAGCAGUUGCUAAUUUUCCUCGACAAAAAGGUAUGAAAGUAGUGGUACAAGUGAGAUGAAUGUGGGUUGCUCUAGCAGAUGAAGAGACAAAUAUGAACUGAGAAAAAUUGUAAGAAAGAGGGAAGCAAGAAAUAGUUAGGAAAUUGAAACUGAACAUGUUUUUAUUGGUAGUUUGCCUUUAAUCCCUUGUGUUUAGGGUCCCCACUGAGCUGAAUAAAAUCAUGUGACUUUAGUCAAAUAAAAUAUUAAAAUUGGCAUCCCAUAGUGAAGGGGGUGAAGAACAUGUCACAAGGCCACUACAUGUAUUAGGAUCUAUAGAGUAAUGGUAGCCAAACAAAGGCUUAAAUAGGACACUAAAUUAUAAAAAUUGCCCUUUUUUCUUUAUUAAUUUAUGAUUAUUUGGUCAUACAUUAGAGACAAUGUUUUUGGUAUUACAAUGAUCUCAAGUGAAAUAUAUCAUAAAUACAGUACAGUAUCAUAAAAAUCAGCAACAUCAUGAAUUUUCUUUCAACACCAUCUACCAUUUCUAAGUCAGUAGGGUUGAAUAGCUGUAUCAAACCUUGGUGGAAUGAGAAAAUUAUUAUAGACAGUACUAGAAAAAUAAGUAAAUAAACUCCUUAAAGUUAGUACAGUAUACAAUUCCUGUUGUGUAUGACAAAAAUUAAAUCGGGAUCAUAUUGGCAAAAUCUUCACAUCUUCUUCACUAAGCUGCUUCAUUUUUAGACCUUUGUUGCCCAUUAACUCUUCCAUUAUUCUCCUUUGUGUGUGGUCUCUUUAUCCCUCUCUGGCACACUGCUGACAAUUACUUUGUACUAAAACAAUUUAGCUGUUGACUCGAAUCACCUCUUUAAUUAUCUACCUCUUCCCUUCCUACCUAACUCAUCCAUGUAUCUUUAAAGAAUUUCUUCACCCUAUGUAUAUUUCAGACUUAUUCUGUCCAAUUUUUUUUUUCUAAAUUAUUCAAAGGUAUACAGUGUAGUAGUGUGUAUGAUUUUAAAAACUUUUGAACCCUGAUAAGCUUGCAUUUUUAUCUCUUUCUUAUUAAUUAAUGGGAUUUGUUUUCUAAAUAGAUUUUACUGCACAAAAUUACUACAGGUAUAGUUUUGAAGAUCAUUUAAAUUUCUAUGAACUUACCUAGUGUGGUAGAUGAAAUUUCUUCCUCGAGCACUUCAUUUACUGAUCACCUUCAAGUUUGUUAACAUAGUGCAACAAAUAUAACUUUUUAUGUGGAAUUAAAAAAUGGAAGAAUGGAGGUUUUCCCAACAAAUAUGUACAAAGGAAAUAAUUUAAUAAGGAUUUAAGAAAUGUAAGAUGGUUUAAUAAAGGAUACAAGAAAAGGAGAAGAGAUUUAAAUGAGGGGGAAGGUAGAGAAAUUGUGAAUGGCCAUAUCUUGAGGAUAGUGGUUGAAUGUCUCUCUCUGAAUAAUUUAGCACUGUUUAAGCUCAAUGGUUGGACCUGAUGAUAACAGAGGUUAUUACAAUUUAAAAUAUAUAUAUAUAGUACAGUACUCUAUAUGAUAUAAUUUUGAGAUUUACAAACAUUUCUUGUAUAGGUACUUUGAAUCCAUACUGUUUUAUAUCAUAGUUGUAAUAAAUUUUUAUAUUGGGUUUUCAUUAUAUUUAUUUACACUGAGUUUGUAUAAAAUUGAAAGAUUGAACCAAAAAAAGAACAUGUUUUAUAGCUGAGGACAAAGAUGAGUGACUUGAGAGAUAUCUCCAAUAGAACGCCCCAUUUGAGCUUGCCUUCAACACGUUCCAGUAGCAGGCUGUGCUGAUAACAGAUGAUUGUAACUGCUGAAUGCAUCAAGCCAGUGAAAGUUGAACAGAAAGCUGGUCGUGGUGUGAUACGCAUUGAUGGUGAUGGAGCAGAUGCUUUGGCAGCGCCAAAGUUUGAAAAGGCCAAGAUUACACUGAAUGACUGCUUGGCAUGCAGCGGCUGUAUCACAUCAGCGGAGGUAGUUCUGGUCAACCAACAAAGUCAUGAUGAAUUUUACAGAGUUCUUGCAGAAAACAAUGAGCUUCAGGAUUCAGAGAAGAAGACAGUUGUAGUGUCAUUGUCUCCCCAGGCAAUAAUUUCCAUUGGUGCUAAGUUUUUCCUUAGUGCUGAUGAAUGUGCUCAAAGAUUAGCAGGUUAUUUAAAAAAGUUGGGUGUCCACUACAUCUUUGACACUAACUUUGCACGAAGCCUGAGUUUGUUGGAAGCACAGAAGGAAUUUCUAGAACGAUACAGAAGAAGAGAAUCUGAUUCGAAAGCCUUACCAAUGCUUACCUCUGCCUGCCCAGGUUGGAUAUGUUAUGCAGAAAAAACUCAUGGGUCUUUUAUUUUGCCUUAUAUCAGCACUACCAGAAGUCCACAGCAGGUGCUGGGGUCUUUAGUAAAGAACUUAUGGGCCUCACAGAAGGGUAUCCCUUCCAAUAAGAUUUAUCAUGUGACUGUUAUGCCUUGCUUUGACAAGAAAUUAGAAGCUGCUCGAGAUGACUUUUACAAUGAGCUGUAUGCAACACGUGAGGUGGAUUGUGUUAUUACAUCAGUGGAGGUUGAACAAAUGCUGAUUAGGGAUCAGGUUGAUAUAACCUCUGUUAGCCCAGUAUCAUUGGAUGUUGACCUGAGCUCUGGGCCUGUGUUGACCUCCCAUCAUGGGUCAUCAUCUGGGGGUUAUGCUCACAAUGUAUUUAUCAGUGCUGCCAAGGAACUCUUUAACCAGGAUCAAGAUAAGCUACAAUGGAAAACCUUAAGGAAUGCAGAUUUCCGUGAGGUUACCUUGGAAGUCAAUGAAGAAGUUGUGUUACGAUUUGCACUGGCCUAUGGCUUCCGAAAUAUUCAGAACUUUGUGCAGAAACUUAAGAGAGGGAAAAGUCACUAUCAUUAUGUUGAGGUCAUGGCCUGCCCCUCAGGAUGUUUAAAUGGUGGAGCACAGAUUCGUCCAGACAGUGGGACCUCAGUUAAAGAUUUAAUAUCAAAAUUAGAAGAAGCCUAUGAACUGCUACCAUCUGUUAAUCCAAGUAAUGAUCUCAGAGUGGAAAAUUGCUACUCAGAAUGGCUUGGAGGAGCAGAUUCAGAGAAGACUCAAAUGCUUUUACACACAAAAUAUAAAGCUGUGGAAAAGACUACCAAUGCUUUAGGUAUUAAGUGGUAACAAAAUAGUAUUCUCUAUAUAUAUUUUGUAUAUAUUUUACUGUAUGUAGUAUAUUCUGCCUUCUUCUGUGAGAUUCUGUUUUGAUAUUUCCUCAGGGAAUGCAAAUAUCACAAAUUGAAAAUCAGUUGCACCUAACUGAGGGCAGAGCCAGAUUUCUGAAUAGACCAGCUAGGUCAUGGUCUCGGGUGGCAGCUUACGGUGGGGUGUCAAACCUGUCACUAAGUUGUAUAUGUAUGUACUGUACUUUCUAUGUGUGUCGUGCACAUUUAUGCGGAGAAAUAAAGCUAUAAAGUCAA
Messenger RNA from Homarus americanus (American lobster), 3713 nucleotides. Its product is annotated as cytosolic Fe-S cluster assembly factor narfl-like. The coding region runs from base 2062 to 3417 and encodes 451 amino acids. Gene Ontology annotation, molecular function: 4 iron, 4 sulfur cluster binding. The record is from RefSeq and is a predicted model, not a curated record. Gene Ontology annotation, cellular component: cytosolic [4Fe-4S] assembly targeting complex. Gene Ontology annotation, biological process: iron-sulfur cluster assembly. The transcript has 10 exons. NCBI's taxonomy places the organism in Eukaryota, Metazoa, Arthropoda, Malacostraca, Decapoda, Nephropidae.